AUGAGGCAGAACGAUUUGAGGGUUUGUUAUUCUCCAAACAAUGGUUUGCAAAUAAUUAUUAAAGAUCUUAUAAAAUUUACAAAAAAAUCAAUUAUUGAAAUUCUUGAUUCCGAUUUGCCGAUCCCAACCAAAGAGGAGAGAAAUUGGAUUGGUGGUUGUUUUAAAAGAACCAUACCUGCAAAGAUAUGUUCCUAUCGAUCAAUAAGAGUUCUACAACAACGAGAACAGAAUGCCUCUUCUUCUCCUCAUCAUAGACAAUUAAUUGAUGAUUAUUUAUUCAAAAUUGCAAAAGAAAUUAUUGAUGAUUCAACGGAAAUGAUUGGAUUAAUAGAUGAAAUAUUAAAGAGGGAUUUAUUGGAUGAUGAGGAUCGUUUAUAUUAUUGCCACCUUAAAGGAGAUUACUACAAAAUGUUGUUUGCUAUUGAUGGGGAACAAGACAAGUGGAAGUUGUUGUAUUGUCAGAGUUUUGAGGAUGGUAGAGAUUCGUUGGAGAAGGUAUCUCCUCUUAAUGUUAUUGGAUUGAGGACGUCUCUUGCUGCCUCUGUAUUCUACUAUGAAGUGAUGAAUGAUCAGGAAAAAGCAGUUGAAAUUGCAAAAUCAGCAUUCAACGCUGCUGUUCCUUUAUUUGAUGAAUUGGAUGAGGAAGUUACCAGUGAAAUUUUGAUGUUACUGCAAAUGUUGAGGGAUAACUUGACGCUGUGGACUUUUUCAGAAGAGCCAGAUGAAGAAGAUUAA
This is a messenger RNA of Naegleria gruberi, 735 nucleotides long. RefSeq lists its product as uncharacterized. The transcript has a single exon. Gene Ontology annotation, cellular component: cytoplasm. Gene Ontology annotation, biological process: signal transduction. The coding region runs from base 1 to 735 and encodes 244 amino acids. NCBI's taxonomy places the organism in Eukaryota, Heterolobosea, Eutetramitea, Acrasida, Naegleriidae. The record is from RefSeq and is a predicted model, not a curated record.